UCCGUCAUGAACUUCCUGGACACCUGCUCCAGCUUCCAAUCGGACCUGGAUUUCUGUCCAGACUGCGGUUCGGUUCUACCUCUUCCUGGGGUUCAGGAUACGGUCAUCUGUGCUCGCUGUGGCUUCUCCAUUAACGUGCGAGAUUUUGAAGGGAAAGUUGUGAAAACUUCAGUUGUGUUCCACAAACUGGGAACAGCUAUGCCUACGUCGGUGGAGGAAGGACCUGAGUUCCAGGGGCCUGUGAUUGACAGACGCUGCUCUCGAUGUGGUCAUGAGGGAAUGGCUUACCAUACCAGACAGAUGCGCUCAGCUGACGAAGGGCAGACUGUCUUCUACACCUGUACCAACUGCAAGUUCCAGGAGAAAGAAGACUCUUGA
Chrysochloris asiatica (Cape golden mole) is the source of this 378-nucleotide messenger RNA. RefSeq names its product zinc ribbon domain containing 1 (gene POLR1H). Gene Ontology annotation, molecular function: zinc ion binding; nucleic acid binding; DNA-directed RNA polymerase activity. Lineage: Eukaryota; Metazoa; Chordata; Mammalia; Afrosoricida; Chrysochloridae. The transcript is spliced from 4 exons. Gene Ontology annotation, cellular component: RNA polymerase I complex. The coding region runs from base 7 to 378 and encodes 123 amino acids. The record is from RefSeq and is a predicted model, not a curated record. Gene Ontology annotation, biological process: DNA-templated transcription; termination of RNA polymerase I transcription.